Trichogramma pretiosum is the source of this 973-nucleotide messenger RNA. RefSeq names its product ribonuclease P protein subunit p21 (gene Rpp21). Gene Ontology annotation, cellular component: nucleolar ribonuclease P complex. Lineage: Eukaryota; Metazoa; Arthropoda; Insecta; Hymenoptera; Trichogrammatidae. The record is from RefSeq and is a predicted model, not a curated record. The transcript is spliced from 3 exons. The coding region runs from base 351 to 962 and encodes 203 amino acids. Gene Ontology annotation, biological process: tRNA processing.
UUAAUGAUAAUCAUUGAUAUGAUAUACAUUUAUCUUUUUACGAUUUUUUUCAAAUUUUGGUAUAAAAAGAACACAUGACAAAAUGUUUUUACGUAUUACCUACUUUUAUUCUUUGUUUUGAACUAAUUAAAUUUUUUUAGUUGAAUACACGAUUCAAAAUGUUGUUGACAACAUCAUGAAAAUGUCAAGAGCAGAAUUGACAAUUAAAAUUGCCGCUCGAGCGACACUUGUUGCCGUUUGUGAUAAUCACGGAAAGGGUGAAUGAAAAAUAACAUAACCUAAGUUAUAAGUAUAUUCUUUGAACAUAAACAAGCACAAAGAUGUGAAUAAUAAAAAGCUCAAGCGCAUAGAUGUCAACUGUACAGGAUUUAAACACGACAAUGUCAAUAGAAAAAGAUUCAAUUACAACGAUGUCGAUUGCAAAAAAUUCAAGUACGGCUAUGUCAACUGCAAAAGAGGAUAUUACAACGAUAUCAACUGCAACAGAUUCAAGCACGACGAUCUUAACAGCAAAAGAUGCAACCACGGCGAAGUCAAAUGCAAAAGAUUCAAAAACAGUUGUGUUAAGUGCAAAAAAUUCGAACAAUUUUCCUCAAGAAAAAUUAUGUCAAGGAAAGGACAUUUUUGAACGUAUGAACUACUUAUAUCAGGCAGGGGUGCUUGCUUCAUCAAAAAAUUCUGUUGUAGCUGCUUACUGUGGAUCCAGCAUGAAAGCAUGUGCCAAAAAAGCGGUACUGCGAAUUGAUCAUAAUAUAAAACGAACAAUUUGUCAAGUAUGCAAUUGUCCACUUGUUCCUGGUAAAACAUCCAAAGUUCGAUUAAAAAAGAAGAAAAUCUUUAUAAUUUGUAAAAGUUGUGAAAAUUCUAAGAAAAUUCCUAUGAACAUAAAGAAAGACACUUUGUGGUUUGAAAAACCAGAAGCUGUUGCAGAAAUGUAUAAUUAUGGUCCGAAAAAACAAUAGAGUUUUUACAA